CGAAAAGACUGGAGAUGAAAGUGAAGCAGUGGUGUCGUAUCAUUCAUACCAUGAUUUAACCGAUUUUUAGUUCAGUCGUAGAAAUCCAGUAUUAAAAUAAUACCAAGCGGUAUUCAUACAUAUAUUUCUGACCAUACCAAUGUGGUACUGAUAACUGAGAUCAGUUUUAUCAUAUUAGCAGCAAAUUUUUACGGACCGGUACAAUUUUAAUACCAAGAUUUCUAACAGUGUUGUAUUUUUUACUUAAUUUUUAAUUAAUUUCGAUAUUUAUAUUCUUAUUAAAGUAAUCAAAUCACGAUGUUUUGUUGCUCAUUUUGUUUGUCAUUGUUCAACUGGAUAAUUAUUACGGCAGUGAUCUCAUUCGGGAUUAAGUUUUUAAUUAAGAAACUUCGGGGUCAUGUCGAUAUUACGAAUGAAGUUGAUAUUUCCGGGAAAACUGUGAUUGUUACUGGAGCGUCGGAUGGGAUAGGGAAAGCUACGGUGGAGGAAUUCGCAACACGUGGGGCCAGAGUUAUCCUGGCGUGUAGAAAUUUGCAAAAGGCAGAGAGAUGUGUGCAACAGAUACGAUCGAGGACGACAAAUGGGGAAUUGAUUGCCCUUCACCUGAAUCUUUCCUCACUAAAAUCCGUGCGAAAUUUUGUCACUGAAUUCAACCAAAAGUAUGGAGACAAAGGGUUAUCAAUCCUUGUGAAUAAUGCCGGCGUUGGAAAUCCUCUCGGAGUACGAAAACUCACCGAAGACGGGUUUGAAGAAAGUUUCGGUGUUAAUCAUUUGGGCCACUUUCUCCUGACGAAUUUACUCCUGCCACAACUGGAUAAAGCGGCUAAGGAAGAAGAGAUGCCGAGCCGAAUCGUCACCGUGAGCUCGGGAGCUGCUCGCUUUGGGAAACUCAACUUUGAGGAUUUAAUGUUCGAGAAGACUCCCUUUGUCGACACGGCGUUCUUUUCACAAUUCCUCUGCAACUCGAAACUUGCCAAUAAUCUGUUCAACUUGGAACUUGCGAAAAGAUUGAGGGCAAAGAAGGUCAAUGUUCGCAGUUAUGCGGUCUGUCCAGGCGUCGUGGAGACAAAUACGGUGUUGGAAUUCCCAUUUCCGCCCGUGGUCAAGAUUGUACUUUGGAUUACGAGGUUCUUCAUGGGAAAGACGCCGAAAGAGGGAGCCGAGACAACCGUUUAUUGUUCUACCAGCAAAUACCUUACACACCACAGUGGUGAAAUGUAUAGAAACUGUGAAUUCUGGGAUUACAGCAAAAGACCCAAACUGAACGAACAAGAUGCAAAACUACUUUGGGAAAAGAGUGAAAAACUUGUUUUGCUCGGUCGAGAUGAGAGUAUGCUUUAAGUUUCGCCGUUUUACCAAUAUAUUUACAAACCUUGUUGAAUUGCCUAUGUACAUAAUUAUUAUGCAAUCCGAAAUGCAUAUGCAUUUAUUUAGGCGACAGUUUGUUGACUUUAGGGUGAAGUAAUUACCCUUAACCUCUAUUAAUUUAAUUCCAUAAUUAUUUUAGCCUAGUGUAAUAAUAAUAAUAAAAGCUAAAAAAAAUUCUCGCAUA
This is a messenger RNA of Folsomia candida, 1552 nucleotides long. Its product is annotated as retinol dehydrogenase 11. The coding region runs from base 298 to 1341 and encodes 347 amino acids. NCBI's taxonomy places the organism in Eukaryota, Metazoa, Arthropoda, Collembola, Entomobryomorpha, Isotomidae. The transcript is spliced from 3 exons. The record is from RefSeq and is a predicted model, not a curated record.